AUGUGUGGAAUAUUUGCGUGUCACCUUCAUCCUGAUGUCCAGAAAUUCAAGCCGACGGCUUUGAAACUGGCAAAGCAAAUUCGACAUAGAGGCCCCGACUGGAGUGGAAGUGUUAUUUGCAACAACACAAUCCUUUGCCAUGAAAGGUUGAGCAUUGUAGGCGUCGAGUCCGGCGCACAACCCCUAACCAAUGCCGACGAGAGCAUCAUCCUUGCCGUCAACGGCGAGAUCUACAACCAUCGGUUAAUCCGAAAAAGUCUUAAGACCCCUUAUCACUUCAAGACUGCUUCUGACUGCGAGGUCAUCAUUCCCUUGUAUAUGGAACAUGGACUCGACGCUCCUAAAUAUUUAGACGGCAUGUUCUCAUUUGUGCUAUACGACAAGAAACUUGACCGAACGAUCGCGGCUCGAGAUCCCAUUGGCGUCACUACGCUAUACCAGGGGUGGUCUUCCAAGGAGCCCAACACCACUUACUUCGCUUCGGAGUUAAAGUGCUUGCACACAGUCUGCGACAAGAUUCGCUCCUUUCCCCCGGGACACAUUUUCGACACCAAGACCAACGAAACGACUCGAUAUUUCCAGCCUACUUGGUGGGACGGCUCAAGGAUCCCGGAAACUCCCUUAGACCUAAAGCUCGUCCGAGAAACGUUGGAGAAAUCUGUAAGGAAGCGGCUUAUGGCUGAAGUUCCCUAUGGUGUGUUAUUGUCAGGUGGUCUUGACUCCAGUUUGGUCGCAGCCAUUGCCCAAAGGGAAACUCUAAGGCUCAAGAGGGCUGCAUUAGCCGCUGCUAACGGCAGCACUACCGAGCCGGCUGAAGACCCCGAUAAGGGCGAAGGCCUAGUUGGUAUCGACGAUGAGAACAAACUCUCUACCGUAACAUACCUCCCACAACUCAACUCUUUCUCUAUCGGUUUACCUGGUUCCCCUGAUAACGAAGCCGCUAUCAAGGUGGCUAAGUUCCUCGGUACGAAACAUCACGUAAUGACCUUCACUAUCGAAGAUGGUCUUAACGCAUUGUCUGAUGUCAUCUACCAUCUUGAAACGUAUGAUGUGACGACCAUCCGCGCGUCAACGCCUAUGUACUUGCUAUCGCGAAAGAUUAAGGCCAUGGGAAUUAAGAUGGUUCUGAGUGGUGAAGGAAGCGACGAGAUUUUCGGAGGAUAUCUCUACUUCCACGCCGCGCCGGAUAAGAAGGCGUUCCACGAAGAGACCGUUCGCCGUGUCAAGAACCUCCAUCUUGCCGAUUGUCUACGAGCCAACAAGUCUACUUCGGCUUGGGGUCUUGAGGCUCGAGUUCCCUUCCUCGACAAGGAGUUUCUUGAAGUUUGUAUGAACAUCGACCCCCAAGAAAAGAUGAUCACCAAGGACCGAAUCGAGAAAUGGAUUCUGCGAAAAGCAUUCGAUACUUCUGAUGACCCUAGCGCGGAGCCCUACCUACCGGAUGAGAUCCUCUGGAGACAGAAGGAACAAUUUUCGGACGGUGUCGGCUAUGGCUGGAUCGAUGCCCUGAAAGACAACGCCGAACUUCAUGUUACCGAUGAGAUGAUGAAGAACCCUAAGCCGGAAUGGGGCAAUGAUAUCCCCGAUACCAAAGAGGCUUACUGGUACCGCAUGAUGUUCGACGAGCACUUCCCUCCUCACUGCGCUUCUACUGUGAUGAGAUGGACCCCGACGUGGUCGAAGCAAACUGACCCUAGUGGACGAGCUAUCUCGACGCAUGUUGCCAAGUAUGAAAGCACCGCAUAA
Messenger RNA from Daldinia caldariorum, 1746 nucleotides. RefSeq names its product asparagine synthase. The record is from RefSeq and is a predicted model, not a curated record. Gene Ontology annotation, cellular component: cytosol. Gene Ontology annotation, molecular function: asparagine synthase (glutamine-hydrolyzing) activity. Lineage: Eukaryota; Fungi; Ascomycota; Sordariomycetes; Xylariales; Hypoxylaceae. The transcript is spliced from 10 exons. The coding region runs from base 1 to 1746 and encodes 581 amino acids.